Messenger RNA from Echinops telfairi (small Madagascar hedgehog), 1436 nucleotides. RefSeq names its product canopy FGF signaling regulator 3 (gene CNPY3). Lineage: Eukaryota; Metazoa; Chordata; Mammalia; Afrosoricida; Tenrecidae. Gene Ontology annotation, cellular component: endomembrane system. The record is from RefSeq and is a predicted model, not a curated record. Gene Ontology annotation, molecular function: signaling receptor binding. The transcript is spliced from 8 exons. The coding region runs from base 1 to 921 and encodes 306 amino acids.
AUGGCCUACACACUGGAUGAGGACGCGGCAAGGGGGAGCAAUGGUGGGUUGGCGGCGCCGGAGCCCCCGGAAGCCGAGGUCACCAUCCGCUCUCUGAUUGGCCGAGGGCGAAUGAGGCUCGGCUUCCCAUUCGCCGGAUGGCGAACGCUGACAAUGCCCAUUGGCUCCGUGGUCGGCGGGGCUCCGGCGGCUUUGGGGGCGGGCGAGGGGCUCGCGUUGCCCAGCAAAUGCGAAGUGUGUAAGUACGUGGCUGUGGAGCUGAAGUCGGCCUUUGAGGAAACGGGCAAGACCAAGGAAGUGAUUGACACAGGCUACGGUGCCCUGGACCGGAAGGCCUCUGGAGUCAAGUACACCAAAUCGGAUCUGCGGUUGAUCGAAGUCACUGAGACCAUCUGUAAGAGGCUCCUGGACUACAGCCUGCACAAGGAGAGGACGGGCAGCAACCGCUUUGCCAAGGGCAUGUCAGAGACCUUCGAGACGCUACACAACCUGGUUCACAAAGGCGUCAAGGUGGUGAUGGACAUCCCCUACGAGCUGUGGAACGAGACCUCCGCGGAGGUGGCUGACCUCAAGAAGCAGUGUGAUGUUCUGGUGGAGGAGUUCGAGGAGGUGAUCGAGGACUGGUACCGGAACCACCAGGAGGAGGACCUGACGGUGUUCCUCUGUGCCAACCAUGUGCUCAAGGGGAAGGACACCAGCUGCCUGACAGAGCAGUGGUCCGGCAAGAAGGGGGACACGGCCGCCCUAGGCGGGAAGAAGCCCAAGAAGAAGGGCAGCAAGGCCAAGGCCUCGGGCAGCAGGAGCGGCAGCAGCAAACAGAGGAAGGCACUGGGUGGCCUGGAGGGAGACCCCAGCCCGGAAGAGGAUGAGGGCAUCCAGAAGGCAUCUCCCCUCACACACAGCACCCCCGAUGAGCUCUGAACCCAACUCUGUGUCCCUUGUACCGAGGGUACAGCAAGAGACCCCUGACCUGGAAGCUACCAGGCUGGGCCACAGUUCUGGCUAGCCAAGGAGGCUUCUCCGGCCCCAGGGUCCUCCUGCCUCGGCUGGGCCCUCUUCCUUCCCACGAAGGCGCAGCCCCAGGAAGAACUCAGAGCACAGUGGCCGGCCUGGGCGGGCGUUCUCUCCCCCAGCACCUCUCCUGGUACGGAAUUGAGCCGGCCGUGCCGCUGGUCAGGGGCCAUGAAGACUCCAGGGUGAACUCACCCAGAAGGGGCGGCGUCGGAACUGGGUACCUGGACCGGAGCGGAUGAUCCCCGGAGGAGGCAUGUCGGCCUCUGCUGCCACACCUCACCCCACAGGGAAGCCAGUGGCAGCACCCACAGACCCUGUCCCCUGCCCACCCCCUUCCCUGGACUCCUGUGCUCUUCUGGCCCGCCUCCCCGGGCCGCGAAGUGCAGUGUGCACAGUAAAAACCUUUGGCCUUUUUGCCCCUA